Messenger RNA from Phyllostomus hastatus (greater spear-nosed bat), 2232 nucleotides. It is a transcript of the gene TNFRSF1A, whose product is annotated as TNF receptor superfamily member 1A. The transcript is spliced from 10 exons. Gene Ontology annotation, biological process: tumor necrosis factor-mediated signaling pathway; prostaglandin metabolic process; inflammatory response. The record is from RefSeq and is a predicted model, not a curated record. The coding region runs from base 288 to 1622 and encodes 444 amino acids. Lineage: Eukaryota; Metazoa; Chordata; Mammalia; Chiroptera; Phyllostomidae. Gene Ontology annotation, cellular component: membrane raft; mitochondrion; signaling receptor complex. Gene Ontology annotation, molecular function: tumor necrosis factor binding; tumor necrosis factor receptor activity.
UCCUGUCUUGUCGUUGCAACACCCAACUGCUUUACUCCCUUCCCCUCCCACCUCUUCUUUAAUUUUCUUCGCCGGGCUCAGGCCCCGGUUCUGGCCUUCGGGGUCUGAGACCCCAUGGGACCAGGGUGUGGUCUUUAUCUGAGUCUCAACCCUUAAGUCCCCUACCCAAGGCCUGGGCUCCUCUUGGGACCUCCUGACCCACUCGUCCCGGACUCUGUCGCUGCUACUCCACCUGCUGCCUCUGCCUGAGCCCUGAUGGGGGAGUGAGAGGCCUCAGCUGGCCGGACAUGGGCCACCCCACCGUGCCUGGCCUGCUGCUGCCACUGGUGCUCCUGAUUCUGGUGGCAGAAAUAAACUCCUCAUGGGUUAGUGCACUGGUCCCUCACUCCAGGGACCGGGAGAAGAGAGAAAGCCAGUGUCCUCAGGGAAAAUACCCCCACUCUCAAAAUAAUUCCAUUUGCUGUACGAAGUGCCAUAAAGGGACCUACCGGUACAAUGACUGUCCAGGCCCAGGGCUGGACACGGACUGCAGGGAGUGUGAAAACGGCACCUAUACUGCUUUGGAGAACCACCUCAGGCAAUGCCUCAGCUGUACAAUAUGCCGAAAAGAAAUGGACCAGGUGGAGAUUUCUUCUUGCGCAGUGGACCGGGACACUGUGUGUGGCUGCAGGAAGGAACAGUACCGGAAAUACUGGAGUGACACUCAUUUCCAGUGCAUAAACUGCAGCCCCUGCCUCAAUGGCACGGUGCGAGUCUCCUGUAGUGAAAACCAGGAUACCAUAUGCUCCUGCAACGCAGGGUUCUUUGUAAAAGACAACAAGUGCAUAUCCUGUGCUUACUGCAAGGAAGACACGGAGUGCACGAACUUGUGCCCCAUGACUGGUGGACUCAUUCAGGCGCCUCCGGACCCAGCCACCACAGUGCUGUUGUCCCUGGUGAUCGUCUUUGGUGUUUGCCUUUUAUUCGUCUUCUUCAUGGCUUUAAUAUGCCGAUCCCCACGCUGGAAGACCAAGCUCCACUCCAUUCUUUGCAGGAAAAUCCCAUCUGAAAAACGGGGGGAUCCAGAACACCAGGCCUCGGGCUCAAAUUUCAACCCCCUUCCAAACUUCAGUCCCUUCUCCAUCUCACCACAAUGUCUCACCUCCCUUCCGGACAUACCUAGAGUUCCAUCACCGCCGGAAGAGACGGGCCCAGGCCACCAGGAAACUGGCCACCUUCUCACAGCACUUCCAGCCAAUUCCAUCCCCAUCUAUACCCCGCGCCCAGAUGCAGACCCAGCGAUGCUGUAUGCUGUGCUGAACUCCGUGCCCCCAUUGCGCUGGAAGGAGUUCGUGCGGCGGCUGGGGCUGAGUGAGCACGAGAUCGAGCGGCUGGAGCUGCAGAAUGGACGCUGCCUGCGGGAGGCGCACUACAGCAUGCUGAUGGCCUGGCGCCAGCGCAUGCCCAGGCGGGAGGACUCGCUGGCCCUGCUGGGCCAAGUGCUCCGUGACAUGGAGCUGAUCAGUUGCCUGGAGGAAAUAGAGGACGCUCUGCGUGGCCGCGCCUCCCUCUCACCGCCUCCCUCUCACCGGAGCCCCACUUUCUCUCAUGAGGCCACGCCCCCUGGGAGGGGCCUGCCUUGACAACCGCUGUUUCCUGCCCCACGGUCCCUGAAGGACCUUGCAAGAUGUCCCCUGGACCUCUUUUUAUUCUGGAAAGGAGGGUCUUGGAGGGGCUGGCAUGAGCUGGCAGCCACUUACUUGGUGCUACUCCCUCAGUGUGCAUAGUUUUCUCAGCUGUCUGAACACUGCCGGAGGGUCAGCUGUGCGUGUGCGUGUGCGUGUGCGUGUGCGAGAGAGACGAGAGAGAGAGAGAGAGAGAGAUGGGAGGAGAAGGGAUGUAGAUAUGUACAGAUGUGGUGUGUGUGAUAGUGAAAGAGGCUGUGUGUGCCAGGAGCCCAAGCUGGCGGUUGUAGGGAUAAGAGGUGCCAUGGUUCAUUGCCUGUUUUAGGCCUGGAGGACCCAGCAAGGAGCUUUAGGGGCCCCUGAGCCUUUUUAACAAUAGAUAAGCAAUCUUCGUAUCACUUACGUUAUACUAAUAGAAACUUGGCUCUCCUUUCUUCCCUGCCUGGGCAAGCACAGUAAGCCGAACGGUCCCAAACAGGGACAAGCACAAAACACUGGGGCCUCCAGCUGGAGCUGUGGACUUUUGUAAAUACACUAAAACUGGAGGAUUAAAGCUGUGCUCCUGGAA